This is a messenger RNA of Ceutorhynchus assimilis (cabbage seed weevil), 1365 nucleotides long. The record is from the annotation of a GenBank genome assembly. Lineage: Eukaryota; Metazoa; Arthropoda; Insecta; Coleoptera; Curculionidae.
AUGGAAAAUUCCGAAAACAUGCUAGACGUCAAACGAGAUUUGGAAAAUCGGGAAAAAGCUCCGAUAAAAGUGUUUAAAAGAAGAUGGGCCAUUCUUUUGAUCUAUGUGCUCUACUCUGCUGCCAACUCGUUUCAAUGGAUGGAAUACUCCAUUAUAGCCAAUAUAGUAAUGCGAUUUUACAAAGUCAAUUCUACAGCAGUCGACUGGACAUCAAUUAUAUACAUGUUAAUCUAUCCGAUUAUUGUUUUGCCAGUUUCAUAUUUUAUUGAUAAAAAGGGUUUGAGAUUUGCAGCUAUAUGGGGUGGCGUUGGUACAGCUUUAGCUGCUCUGAUAAAAGUAUUUUCUAUAGACGAAAAGUUGUUUUGGGUCGUAAUAUUAGGGCAAAGCAUUGGAUCAACUGCACAAGUGUUUGUUUUAUGUCUGCCAUCGAAAAUUGCUGCUGUAUGGUUCAAACCCACAGAGGUGUCAACUGCAUGUGCUUUAGCAGUAUUUGGUACUCAACUGGGAUUUGCUCUUGGGUUUGUGGUACCUUCAACGCUAGUAAGAAACCAUAAAAAUAUAUCGCUGGUUGGCUCCGAUUUACAAGUUUUAUGCUUGUUGAUUACGAUUUAUAUGAUUCCCGUGGUCAUUGCAAUAAUAUUCCUCUUCCCCAAAUUGCCAAAACUACCUCCAUCCCUAGUUCAACAAGAAGAAAGAAAAAAAGAACCUUUAACUUUUCGAGAAUAUUGCAAAUAUUUUACAAAACUAUUCAGGAAUAGGGGAUUUGUUUUACACACCGUUGCUUAUGGUAUAAAUAUUGGCGUGUUUGAAGCUAUAGGAACCUUAUUGAAUCAGUUCAUAUUGGAAUAUUUUCCAAAUUCUGAAGAAGAUGCAGGAAGGAUUGGCCUGAUUAUGGUUAUAGGAGGAAUGCUCGGUUCUUUGCUAUUUGGUUUGUUUUUGGAUAGAACUCAUAAAUAUAAGGAAACCACUGUGUUUAUUUGUUAUGCGGCUGUGGUAUCGGUUAUAGCUGCCACGUUCUCCCUGCUUACGAAUUCAAAAAUACUGGUUUACGCAGUUUUUGGAAUAGUUGGUGUAUUCACAAAUGCUUACAUACCAGUAGGAUACGAAUUUGCGGUAGAAAUCACUUAUCCAGCCGAUGAAAGCACUACAACUGGAAUUUUAAACGCUAUGAACCAAGCUAUGGGAGUUUUGAUUACUAUAUUUUUAGGAAAACUUAAUUCUUCGUAUGGAGCAUUUUGGGCUCUUGGAAGUCAAGCUGUUUUAUUACUACUUGGAGCUAUUAUAACUUCAUUUGUGCCCAAUGACAAAAGGAGACAAGAAGCUUUACAAUCUUACGACGAAACUGAAUUACUUAAUAAAAAUUAA